Sander lucioperca (pikeperch) is the source of this 1597-nucleotide messenger RNA. RefSeq names its product gastrulation brain homeobox 2 (gene gbx2). Bases 556 to 1587 code for a protein of 343 amino acids. The transcript is spliced from 2 exons. The record is from RefSeq and is a predicted model, not a curated record. Gene Ontology annotation, molecular function: RNA polymerase II transcription regulatory region sequence-specific DNA binding; DNA-binding transcription factor activity, RNA polymerase II-specific. Gene Ontology annotation, cellular component: nucleus. Gene Ontology annotation, biological process: regulation of nervous system development; regulation of transcription by RNA polymerase II. NCBI's taxonomy places the organism in Eukaryota, Metazoa, Chordata, Actinopteri, Perciformes, Percidae.
GCGCGCAGCGCAGGAAACCCACACAGUGAGGGAGUCAAGGUGAAGUGGAGCCUAACGCCGGAGCUCUGACGCGUUUACGGUCCAAUGUUUUGUUGGGAAACUAAAAGCAGGAAACAGAAGAAGUGUCCAGUUUUUAUUUGUAUUCUCUCUUCGUGACUUUCUGCCUCCGCUACUCUGAUGGAAUUGUUUUGUUUAAUCGGAUUAUUUCUCCUCUGAACACCGGUGGUGUGCCGGAAUUCUCUCCCCUCCUUCCUUUCUCUUUUUUUCUAAUCUUAACCACUCGUUUUUAUGUCUAAACUUAACUGGACUGUCAUUUUUCUCGACUAAAUUUAACUGUGAAGACAGCUAAACCCAGACCCAACUAUUCCCCCUGAAGAGCGAGCAUUUGGUGCGAUAAGAGCGACGGAAAACCUUCCUUUUUACGCGCUGAAACCUCAGGCAGAGGGGAGAUUUUCAGCCUGAACUCCAGCCGCGGAUCCCCCCGGGGCUCUGCUGUCCUUCCAGCCGGCCACAGCGCCUCUUCCCCGGGCUCCUCCGAGCUGCAGCGGCCGUUAAAUGAGCGCAGCGUUCAGCCCGUCCUUCAUGGUGAUGCAGCGGCCACUCGGAAGCACCACCGCCUUCAGCAUUGACUCUCUGAUCGGGGGGCCCCCGCAGCCCAGUCCGGGACACUUUGUCUACACCGGAUACCCCAUGUUCAUGCCGUACAGGUCGGUGGUGCUGCAGCCACCGCCUCCACCGCCCCCGGCCCUGCAGCAGGCUCUCCCCGCCGCACACCACGCGCAGAUCCCCAGCCUGCAGAGCGGCUUCUGCUCCAGCCUGGCGCAGGGAAUGGCGCUGACAUCCACGCUCAUGGCGUCGCUGCCCGGGGGCUUUUCCCCGUCCCAGCACCAAGAGGCUGCCAGAAAGUUCGGCUCGCAGUCGCUGCACGCGGUCUUUGACAAAAGUCAGGAGCUGCGGCUGCAAGAGGAGGACGGGAAGAGCUUCCUGCAGGGGAAAGAGGCCGCAGCGAUGCACGCUUUCCACGACACGGAGCAAACAUCCACAGUCAGAGCCCACAGUAAAGAAGACUCCAGGGAGGAUGAGUGCGGCCGGAAAGAUGAGAGCUUCUCCAUGGACAGCGACUUGGACUACAGCUCGGACGAUAACCUGCUCUGUCACAAGGAGGAUGGGGGGGAAAGCGGCGGCGGCGGCGGGCUGGAGGACGGCCAGCACGUGCACGGAGGCUCGGGCUCCGGUGGAGGCUCCGGUGCGGGGGGAGGAGGCGGCGGAAGCGGGAAGAACCGGCGGCGACGGACGGCAUUCACGAGCGAACAGCUGCUCGAGCUGGAGAAGGAGUUCCACUGCAAGAAGUACCUGUCGCUGACCGAACGCUCGCAGAUCGCGCAUGCGCUGAAGCUGAGCGAAGUGCAGGUGAAGAUCUGGUUCCAGAACCGGCGCGCCAAAUGGAAACGCGUCAAAGCCGGAAACGUCAACAACAAAUCCGGGGAGCCUUCCCGGAACCCCAAAAUAGUUGUUCCCAUCCCGGUGCACGUGAGCCGCUUCGCAAUAAGGAGUCAGCACCAGCAGAUGGAGCAGGCCAGACCAUAAUAAUAAGCAA